GUUUUUGGAUGAUUCCCAGAAGAUUUUUGUGGUUGAUAUGCUGAAAGACUAGACUGCCUGCGGAGAGGACUCCAUUUUAGAAGGAACUGCAGCUACCUGCAAAAGUCAUCCGGGAAGGCGCUGUUUAACCUGAGUUGCAGCCAUCUAAAUCUUGCUGAAAAGGAAUAUUUUGGAUUAGAAUUCUGUAGCCAUUCUGGAAAUAAUGUCUGGUUGGAACUUCUGAAGUCCAUUACGAAGCAAGUAAAAAAUCCUAAGGAGGUUGUUUUCAAAUUUAUGGUGAAAUUUUUCCCAGUGGACCCUGGACAUCUGCGAGAAGAGCUUACAAGGUAUCUUUUUACUCUUCAAAUAAAGAAGGAUUUGGCUCUGGGAAGGCUUCCAUGCAGUGACAACUGUACAGCGUUGAUGAUCUCUCACAUCUUACAAUCAGAACUGGGAGACUUUCAUGAAGAAACAGAUAGGAAAUAUUUGGCACAAACCCGGUACUUACCGAACCAAGACGAUAUAGAGAGCAAGAUCGUGCACUUCCAUCAGAAGCACAUUGGCAAGAGCCCAGCUGAAUCUGACAUUCUGCUACUGGACAUAGCGAGGAAGCUGGACAUGUACGGCAUCAGGCCACACCCCGCCAGUGAUGGUGAAGGGAUGCAGAUCCAACUGGCUGUUGCUCACAUGGGUGUACUGGUGUUACGGGGAAAUACAAAGAUCAAUACUUUCAACUGGGCUAAAAUCCGCAAGUUGAGUUUUAAGAGAAAACAUUUUCUCAUCAAACUUCAUGCCAACAUCUUGGUGUUGUGCAAGGAUACCUUGGAGUUCACCAUGGCCAGCCGAGAUGCCUGCAAGGCUUUCUGGAAGACUUGUGUGGAGUACCAUGCUUUCUUCAGACUUUCUGAAGAGCCCAAAUCAAAGCCCAAAACCCUACUCUGCAGCAAGGGUUCCAGUUUCCGCUACAGCGGAAGAACCCAAAGGCAACUUUUGGAAUAUGGGAAAAAGGGGAGGUUGAAGAGCUUGCCGUUUGAAAGGAAACAUUACCCAUCACAGUACCAUGAACGACAGUGCAGGUCCUCACCAGACCUCCUCUCCGAUGUGUCAAAACAAGUGGAAGAUUUGAGACUAGCCUAUGGCAGCGGGUACUACCGAAAUGUGAAUGGAGUGCACGCCUCUGAGCCUGUGCUGGACAGCAGGAGGAGAAACUCUGCCGUGGAGGUGACGUUUGCAGCCGAGCUGGAGCAUUCCAAACCAGAGGCAGAUCCCACAUCACUACAUCAGUCCCAGAGCAGUUCCUCGUUCCCUUUUAUUUAUACAGACCCUGUCUUUACCACUGACCCCGAUCCUGACUACUUUGAGGAAAGGAGUCCUUUAAGCUCCUUCCAAACAAGCUGUAAGUUUGCUGACAAUCACACGAGCACAUCUUCUGGCCUUACAAGCAAAGUGAGUCCAGCAAGGCAGCUAACUUACACAGAUAUUAUGCCUCCUCAAGUCUUCUUUUAUGUGGACAGACCACCCCAGGUGCCCAGACAGUCUCCAAUCACGGCAGAGGAAAGGGAAAGGCCAGACAGCUGUCUACAGCCUACCGCAAUGAAGCCAGCCAAAAGAAGCCCAGGGAACCUCAGAAGGAAGAGCUUUCAGCAAGACUUCCAAGAACUCCAAGAAGCUAUGGCCCAAACUACUGGCUGGAGCAACCUCAAUGUAGAUCUAGAAGAGGAAGAUCCAAAUUUAGAAGAUGCAUUUGCAUAUAACAUUCAAGAGCCAACCCCUAAACGGUCCCAGAGCCAAUCAGACAUGAAAACGAUCCGUUUUCCUUUUGGAUCAGAAUUUAGACCUUUAGGGCCUUGUCCUGCUCUGAGUCGUAAAGCUGACCUGUUUACAUAUAUGUUUGCAGAGCAGGAGUUUCCAACAGUUUUAAUGGAUCAGGGAGCAACAGAAGGGUAUGUAGCUAGUGAAUCCAGUGAUUCUGAACCAGAGAUUCUUAAACCAGACUACUACUCUUUGUAUGACAAAGGAAUAAGUUCACCCAUGGCCAGAAUCCGCUUGUCUUCUGGUAGUCUACAGCUAGAUGAAGAAGAUGAAGAUGUUUCUUUCAAUACAUCAAGUGCUGAAGAUAGGACUUUGUGAAAAGCAUGUAAUUACUUUUUAGCUUAAAAUGUGAACCCUAUGAACAUUUCCAGGCCAAUUCCAUGUUACUAACUUAGGUGAAACAUAAGGAACCUUCUGCAAAAACCACUUUCUUUGUUACUAUUCAUUGGUAUUAAGGGACUCUUCUAAGCUUAGGCACUUAGCUUAUGAAAGAUCCAGCUCUGCCCCGUUCCUCAAGCCUCACUCCUCUAUCCCCUCUGAAUCAUUCUGGAACAUGCCCUUUCCUCACCAGCCCCGUAGCAGAGUGAAGUGGGUAUUUGUCAUCUCCAUUAUACAUUUCCCCAAAGAGACAUUAUAAACGAAGGUCAGGCUCUUCAACACCGAAGAACAGUGACAGUAUGGAUUGACCUAUAGAAUUGGCUCCUGAUAUCAUUUAGCGACUUAGUAGACUGUGACUGUGUUGGUCAUUUUGUUCUUAAACAAUACUACAACUAAAGGUUUCAGUCCUCAUUAUUCGUGUGGGACCCAGUAAAAAUGGCCCUGUUUUAUGUUAAAGACUUCAAUUUUUAUAACAUAUGUUGGGGGGAGCAUGGCUCUCCUAUAUUUCAGGAACAAGAAGGAACAUAGAUCCUCUCAACAGAACACCAGUUUAUAAUUAACCUAGGACUUGGCAGAAUUCUAAACCUCGGAAAUUCAGGAAUUGAUCAAUUUCUAAAGCCAGACAUCUGCCUGAUGGGGAUAAUAUGAUGUUUGACUUAUUCUCUAUUCUUAACUAGCUGUAAUAUGUAGUGAAAGAUAAAAGUUAACAUGUUGGUCUGUUUAUGUGAUCUCUCCUGCAAGCAUUUUUUUUGGCCAUAUCUUGUUGCGUGCAUGUAGGCAAGGAAAUGAGAUGAAUAGCAUUUUAAUAAAGAGUGAUGGAAACCCAUUUAUUUGAAAAUUAAGUUGUAAGUAUGAACUUCAUUUUGUUUCAGUCAAUUUCAGAAGUGAUUGGCUCUAGCCUAUAAUUAAGGGAAGGGACAUUUAGAGAACAAGGAAAAGGAGGGAAGCAGGUAAAAAUGUAUAGUCAGGGAUGGAGAAGUGGUAGAAUUGGGGUAGCUGAAAAAAAAAAGGAUAGUACUCCAGACUGAGUUAAUGAACCAAAAUUCUAUUCUUGACCCAUUCAAAAUUUCUCUAUUAUUUCCCUUGGAAGGUAUAGCAUUCUAUUUGAGAACUAUUUAUUUUCUUUAUUGGUUUUAAUGGUAAGUAAAACAUAUUUACAAGAUAAUGUUAGGUAGUGACUUCAAAGAAAUGAUGCAAUUAUGUAAGCAAGCUAUUUUUAUAUAUGACUGAAUGGAGAAAAGAUGCAUGGAAUAGUUUUCUUACUCUCCUAGUCUUUACACCACAAAAAUCCCUUUGAAUAUACCUCACUCUACCUCUUUCCAACAUGCUAGCACUUUCCUUCCUGCUCCUGGAAUCGAAUCCGGUAACUCACAAGUCUAGAAUAGCUAUUUAAUAAUAAGAAUAUAUUGAAACCCAAUCACCUAUAUAUUAAUCCUAUAGAUACUCAAAGCUAUAUUAAGUUCAUCUUUGACCUUUUCUCCAGGAAAAACUCAGAUUCUUUUAGGAUUAUAUGCUAUUUCUCAUCUCAGUUUCUAGAAAUCUUUGUGAAAUUUGUUUCCCCCAGAGAAAUACAGCGUUCAAAUCUGUAUAAAAUUUCCUAAUAAAACUAUAACUAGGGUGACCAUAAAGUUUAUUGUGUAACCUAGGAAGGAUACUUUUGAGUGAAAGAGAACUCUAUUAAUAAUUUUGUCAGGACAGGAGGCAGAAAUCAGGACAUAUUCACUGGAGCUAUAAUCAAUGUUUAAUAAAAUAUGGAGAAUACCUUCUAGUUUCCAAUGGAAACACUGGUGUUAAAGUU
Balaenoptera acutorostrata (minke whale) is the source of this 3967-nucleotide messenger RNA. RefSeq names its product FERM domain containing 7 (gene FRMD7). Gene Ontology annotation, molecular function: guanyl-nucleotide exchange factor activity. The record is from RefSeq and is a predicted model, not a curated record. The transcript is spliced from 13 exons. Bases 274 to 2109 code for a protein of 611 amino acids. Lineage: Eukaryota; Metazoa; Chordata; Mammalia; Artiodactyla; Balaenopteridae. Gene Ontology annotation, cellular component: cytoskeleton.